AUUAUGCCCUAGGGGCUAUCCUUUCUCAACUGCAAAAUGAUGGAUAUCUCUAUCCUGUUGCUUAUUAUUCUCGCAAAUUCUCUUCUGCAGAAAUAAAUUAUGAGAUACAUGAUAAAGAACUACUAGCUAUC
This is a messenger RNA of Racocetra fulgida, 131 nucleotides long. NCBI's taxonomy places the organism in Eukaryota, Fungi, Glomeromycota, Glomeromycetes, Diversisporales, Gigasporaceae. The record is from the annotation of a GenBank genome assembly.